Molecule: messenger RNA, 1260 nt
Organism: Paramecium pentaurelia
Lineage: Eukaryota; Ciliophora; Oligohymenophorea; Peniculida; Parameciidae
Source: the annotation of a GenBank genome assembly
AUGAAAUAAUCAACUAAAUAAGAAAGAAGAGGAUCAUUUGAUUCUUAGCUUUCUAAUUCUAUAUUUAAAUCUAAUUUUAUUGCAUUAGAUGUAAAAAAAUAAAUAGAUGAUUAAAUCAUAAAUUAUUAAGGAGAUGAUGAAUUUGAGAUGUUAGAAAAAUGUAUAAUUUAUAUAUAAAUUAGAAUAAAAAAAUAUACCAAUACUUUUGUUUAAUAAUGAUUAAUUAAUUAAACUAAACAAAAAAUAGAAUUUUGGAGAUGAUCAAAAAUUAUAAUUAGCUGCUACAUUAAUAUAAUAAAGAGGGAUCAAAUAUUUGUAGUAAGAUAUCUAUUACUAUUUAGACGAAAAGCUAUUUGGAUGACAUUUAUAGAAAAAGGAGAUGCAAAAAAGUAUUUUUCUAAAUAACCUCCUUAAUAAGUGGAAUAAUAAAUAAAAAAAGAUAUUAAUAGAACUGGAUAUGAUGAUAAAAUGAAUAACAAUAAAUAUAUUAAUCUACUACAUAGAAUUCUAAGAGCAUAUGCAAUAUAUAAUCCAAAAAUAGGUUAUACAUAAGGAAUGAAUGUUAUUUGUGGAAAUAUUAUUCUCUUAUUAAGUAUUGAUGGAAAUGAUAGAGAGUUGGAAUUGGAUAAUUUUGAAGUAAUAGAAGAUGAAGAAGAAAUGUUUUGGAUGUUUGUUCAUUUAAUGAAAUCAAUGGAAGAUCUAUUUAUAUCAGGAGUACCUGGCAUUCAUAGAAGAAUUAAAUAAUUAGAAUAAAUGAUUUAAAAUAGAUGUAAUGAAAUACUAUUACAUUUGUAAAGUAAUAAUAUAGUAUGAAAAUGUUCAUUUAUAUAGGAUAACUUAUGUUAAUGUUUUAGUUAAUAUUAUUUUACAAUGUUAAUGUAAAAAUAAGAAAAGAAGUUUGCAAGAUUAAUAUUAGAAAUGUUUUUAUUAUAUGGAGAAGCCUUUAUCUAAAAUUUUAUAGUUGGAACAUUAUAAUUUUAUUAAUUUAAAAUAAUAAAAAUGAAUGAAUUAGAAAAAUUAAUGCCAUUUUUUAGAGAUACAAUGUUUUCUUCUUAUUAUUAAGAAUUAAAAAAAUUGAAAAAACAAAAUUUAAUUAUAUAACAUUUUUAAUAGAAUCAUUAUUUUGAUAAAGAUCCAUAUUUAGGUAUUACUUAAAUUGAAUCAAAUAUUGAAAAAUAAUAGAAAAGAAAAUUUAUUCCAGAAAAAAUAUUAAAUUUACUUACUAAAAAUUGGUUUGGAAAAAUCCUUGGUUAAUAAUGA